CGCACACUGUGUACGCACACUCCGUACAGUCACCUCUGGGAACGCACAGACAUUCCAGCGGGGCACGUCCAGCUGACGAAGCGAAAAAGCUCAAAGUCCAAAGUCCAAUCCGUAAUUGACCGCGUUCAAGCAGGGCAUGCGCUUCUUCGAACAUCCAACGGGUUGCGAAUACCCAAACUUUGCUGUCAACAGCACCGGUUGACACUUUCCCCGGUAUUCGGCGAAAGAAGGCCAGGGACUUCCAAGGGCCUGCGGUCCUCAGCGUGCCGCAGGCUCUGCCACAACGCUUGACCUGUUGUGCUCGUUCCACCACUUCCGCCCCGGGCCAGCCUGUCCCCCGUUCGACAAAUCCCUCCGAUCUCUCCUGUAACCUCCACAAUGCCUAGAUGGAAGCGAAAACGACCCGAGGACGAACAACAACAGCAACAACGACAGCACCAACAGCGCUCUGCACUUCAUCCUUCCCCUUCCCAUUCCGCUGCCCCCACUACCGAAACAGUGACGCGUCGCACGACGCGUCAAACCCCGAUCCCUCCGCCCAUCAUCCCGACUUCCGCGUCUCCGCUGCGGUCCGGAUUCGGAGAGGCCACCGGUGUAGAAUCGCAACCAACGAAGCCGAAACGCCGGGGACGUCCCCCCAAAUCGAAACCUGAAAUCCCUGCGUCCCAAUCUACCGUUCCCAAUACAGCUGCUCCGUCCAGCGCGUCGACGACAAGUGCCUUACAAAUCCAGAUCGGUGGCUCCCUGCCAGCCAUUGCCCAACCCGUGGCACCCCAGCAUCCGGAAGAUCAACAUCGGGCAGCGGCACCACAAGAACCACGUAUGACAAGACGACGCGGCAGCGCCACCAUGAUGGCCGUGCAUAACCAUCCGGCGCUGACGACCAAGGAUGUCAGAAGGUCUGGGAGUGGGCAACCUGCUAACGGCCUCGUCGCCCCCGAGAUCUCGUAUCAGGUGGCCCAACCUCCAUCGCAACCUUGGACGAAAACCCUUAUGCGCCCAAGCCCGCCCACCAGUUUGCCCCCGUCGUUACAACCGCCCCACCACCAACCAUCUCGUCCCCCGACAUGGAACACCCACGUGCUCGUCCCAAACAUACCCUAUGUCUCGCCCCAGUUACUACAUCAAUCCACUUCCAUCCUGCCACAGAAAUCCGGGAUUCGGAAACCGGAAGACGAGAAGAACAAGCCGAAACCGCUUCCACGUGCCGACCGCAACAUCGAUAAAGUCGUGUUGGGCGACAUCUGUUUCCGUACUUGGUACCCGUCCUACUACGGCAAGGAGCUCCUGGGGGAUGCGUCGUCCGGGUACGCUGGCAAGGCCGGGUCAUCCCAGUCGUCGUCUGCGAAGGGGACGACCAAGAUGGGAGGCGCCGGUACAGCGGCGGGCGCCAGCUCUGCCAAGGGGUCCACCAAACACAAAAGUGGUAGUGGCGGCGAAGUGACCAUGCUCGACCGGCUGUACGUGUGCCCCUAUUGCUUCAAAUACUCCAAGGAGUUGGUGUCGUGGCUGGGACAUGUGCGAUUCUGUGAACGCAGCGGCAGGAUGCCCCCUGGCCGCAAGAUCUACACGCACCCGAGGGGCCGCCGGUCGGUUCUCAGGGCCGUGCCUGAGAUCAAGAGGGGUCCUGGCAAGAGAACCAAUAGCGGAGUGCGCCACGUCGAGGAGGUGGUGACGGACUAUGGGGAGUGGAGCGUGUGGGAGGUAGACGGAGAGCAAGACAUGCUGUUUUGUCAGAAUCUUUCCCUGUUUGCCAAGCUCUUCCUCGACACGAAAUCUGUAUUUUUCGAUGUGACCAAUUUCAACUACUUCCUGCUCGUCUACACGCCGCCCCCGCCUCCCGUUGCGAACCCAGCACCCGGUUUUCCCCUCGACUCUCAGGUUCCGGCAGACACAGCGGAUGCGCCGCCUCACCGGCCACCACAGGUCGUGGGCUUCUUCUCCAAGGAGAAAAUGUCAUGGGACAACAACAACCUGGCUUGUAUUCUUGUAUUUCCGCCGUGGCAGCGUAAGGGAUUGGGUGGCCUGUUAAUGGGUGUGUCCUACGAGAUGAGCCGCCGCGAACGCAUCCUCGGCGGCCCGGAGAAGCCCAUCUCCGAACUGGGCCGGAAAGGAUACAAACGCUACUGGGCGGGCGAGAUCGCGCGAUGGCUGCUAGGGGUCAACGGGAUCGCAAGCCCUAUGGGCGAUGGGUCUGAGCAGAAUGAGGUCGUAGUGGACCUCAACGAAUGCAGCCGGGGGACAUGGAUUGCUCUCGACGACUGCCUCGUCACGUUACGUGAGAUGGGACUCGUGGAGGAUGCGGGCAUGGGGGCGGCUAAGAGGCCGGCGCAGACUCAUACUGACGAAGACGAGGUGAUGGGAGAUGCCAAGGCACAAAAAGAGGUCAUACCGGUGGUUCCGAGGGUGCGCAUCGACAAGGAAGCUGUUCGGCGAUGGGUGGCAGCGAGCGGUAUUAGCCUGGAGAGAGCAUGCGAUCCGAACGGGUUCAUAGAAGGUUAUGCCAUCAAGCCGAAACGGGAAAACGAGGGAGAAACAUGAAUGUCUGUCCGCGCAUUAUCAGAUCAGGGGAGGGCUUUUCUUUGCCGAUUUUCUUGUUAGUAUAUGAUACCCCGGCUGGAAAUAUAGCAGACUGAUUUCUUUGUGUG
Sodiomyces alkalinus F11 is the source of this 2648-nucleotide messenger RNA. RefSeq lists its product as hypothetical. The transcript has 2 exons. Gene Ontology annotation, biological process: regulation of DNA-templated transcription. Gene Ontology annotation, molecular function: histone acetyltransferase activity. The coding region runs from base 379 to 2541 and encodes 720 amino acids. Lineage: Eukaryota; Fungi; Ascomycota; Sordariomycetes; Glomerellales; Plectosphaerellaceae. The record is from RefSeq and is a predicted model, not a curated record.